GCUAUCCAGCCUCUCUCGCUCUGGUGCUCUCCCUCUCUCUCCCUUUCUCUCUCGCUCUCCAAUCUCUCCCUCGCUUUCUCUCUGUGUCUUGCCAUAGAGGGCUUUCCAAGCACUUCCCCGGCAGUGUGAUCUGUGCUUGCAGGCUGCUAGUUUAUGCUGGGGAGAGCACACAGCCCAUGAGCUCUAUAUGGAUGCUGUUGCUACUCUGAUUCUCUGGAAACAAAACAGAAGAUGUCCAGCACUCCGCAUGACCCUUUCUAUUCUUCUCCCUUUGGUCCUUUCUACAGAAGGCAUACUCCAUACAUGGUGCAGCCAGAGUAUCGCGUCUAUGAGCUGAACAAGAGACUGCAGUCUCGCACAGAGGACAGUGACAAUCUUUGGUGGGAUGCCUUUACUACAGAAUUUUUUGAAGAUGAUGCAACGUUAACGCUGUCAUUUUGUUUAGAAGAUGGACCAAAGAGAUACACAAUUGGAAGGACUCUUAUUCCUCGAUACUUUAGCACAGUGUUUGAAGGGGGUGUCACUGAUCUCUAUUACAUUCUCAAGCACUCCAAAGAAUCAUACCACAACUCAUCCAUCACCGUGGACUGUGAUCAAUGUACCAUGGUCACUCAGCAUGGGAAACCCAUGUUCACCAAGGUAUGCACUGAAGGUCGCCUCAUCCUGGAGUUCACAUUUGAUGAUCUCAUGAGAAUCAAGACAUGGCACUUUACCAUUAGACAAUACAGAGAAUUAGUACCUCGCAGCAUACUAGCCAUGCAUGCUCCAGACCCCCAGGUGCUAGAGCAGCUCUCCAAAAAUAUCACUAGGAUGGGUUUAACCAACUUCACCCUCAACUACCUCAGGUUGUGUGUAAUACUGGAGCCAAUGCAAGAACUAAUGUCAAGACAUAAAACAUAUAACCUAAGUCCACGGGACUGUCUGAAGACCUGUUUGUUUCAAAAAUGGCAGCGAAUGGUUGCACCACCAGCAGAACCUACACGACAGACAACCACCAAGAGGCGGAAAAGGAAAAAUUCCACCAGCAGUACAGCAAACAACACAAACAGCACAUACACUAAGAAAAAAGCACCAGCUACGUGUCUCAACUUAUCCAGUCAAGUACCUCUCAUCUCUACAAAAAAAUGCAUAGGCGAUAAGACAAGAGUCAGGAGGAAUUAUCGUGGAAUACGGAACGGUUUGGAUGUGAUGGUGGUAGGAGAACCAACUUUGAUGGGAGGCGAAUUCGGAGAUGAAGAUGAAAGGCUUAUCACUAGACUAGAAAACACACAGUAUGAUGCAGCUAAUGGAAUGGAUGACGAAGAAGAUUUCAACAACUCACCUGCACUCGGAAACAAUAGUCCAUGGAACAGCAAAUCGGCCACUGCCCAGGACACCAAACCAGAAAACCCAACUCAACAGGCUUCCCAAUAGGUCGAAAAUCGACCAGAGAACUUGAUAAGGCAUAAGAUGUUGAGUUACAGAUCAUGGCAUUGUUACUUUAUGGCAGUACAAUUAUACAGGAGUGUCAUCAUAUCGACCAAGGCAUUCAGACAGACAACUGUUUCCUAAUGGUAUUUGGUAACAUAUUUUUCACUAACUGUACAAGUUUCCUCAUGAAUUACUCUGCAGCUUGUGAUACGUUAUUAACCACAGUAUACAUUGGUUUCAUUGAUAGAUCCUAAAGAUCCAUGGGAACAAAUAUUGUCACUAUAAAGCUACAAUUUCCCCCAAAAAGUAAUACAAAAUAACAUUUUUAAUUUCACAUGAAUUGCUUUGAAUUGCCACCAAUAAUUGGAAAUCAUGUUUAUUCUUAAAUAAGUCUUCGAACUGUAUGGUGUACAUAGGAUAUACAAAGAAGAACACAAGGUUCACCUAUCAGAGGUUUGCUGAUAACAUGCCGAUAUUGACGUGAGGACGGUCAGUCAUGUGGCUUCCCUCAGAGGACAAGUAGAGGAACUCUAUGAUUGCUUCCACUAGUACAGGGUUUCUCAAUUCCGGUCCUCAGGACCCACCUACCAAGACAUGACUGGAUGUGGGUCCCGAGGACCGGUGUUAAGAAACCCUGUGCUAGUAGGUAAUGAUAAUUCCCAUUCUUUUCAAUAAAGAGAAAACUAUGUCUUAAGGAGCAGCCUGGCCCACUAGGGCAAAUGAAAGCAUACAUAUAAUAAACAUCAGAGUACCUCUAAGUAAAUUGUCAUAGACUUUUACAUAAAAAAUAUAGCAUAUCUAAUGUGUGAGUAUGUGAGGGCCUUCUACAGACAGAUUUUUUUUUUACACAACUAUUAUGACAAAAAUGUCACAAAGUAUCCCACACGCCAUAUUUGCCCUAUAGUUUUUCCAACGUGGUAAGAACAGUAGGUGGCGCUUAACUGGAGGGGGUGGAGGCUCUGCAGGUCGACAGAUUCACUAUAAUUUACACCAGAAUCUGGUGUCAUUAUACUGUAGAUUAAACCUACACCAGGUCAUAGCUGGCAUAGAAUUGUUUUAUUUUUGCCGCAUGGACUGAUAAAUUCAUUAACAAGCCUGGUCUAAUUGCCUUUUUCCUAAGACGGGCACAUAAAAACACCAGUUUUAGUAAAUCUGCCCCAUAGUAUGGUAUGUACCUUUUGGAAUACAAGCUUUUUAUUUUAUUUAAGUCGUUUUUAUUAACAAAUUUCCCCGUUUCCAUAUGAGCUCCCUAAACAAUUUAUUUAUUGAGUGAAAAAAACAUAUGGGGGAGUUAUGUAGCAGAUAAAGUAGCUGUGGCAUCCAGAUCAUCUUAAUAAGAUUAAUCCGUCCUACUACUGACAGCGGUAGCUUGGACCAUACAUGCAUUUUCUGUUUAAAUCUGCCUAUGAGGGGGAGGAUGAAUUCAGCUUCUCAAAUUCCAUGAGUCUCCUAGACACCACCACCCCAAAAUACUUAAAUUCAUUCACCACUUGCAGUCUGUCUGAGUAUAAGUCACAUAAUCAUCCACAUUAUCCAUAGGGAGGAGGAACGAUUUGCUCCAAUUUAUUACCAAGCCGGAGUAGCGCCCAAAAGCACCGAUCAUCUCGAUAACCUCCGGUAGGGACUCCCUAGCCUCGGCCAGAAACAGCAAGGGAUCGUCCGCAUAUAAUGCAAUUUUCUCCUGUGACCCGCCUCGGCUAAACCCUGUAAUCCCGUCAUGACUCCUGAUAAUAGCUGCCAAUGGCUCGAUGGACAGGGCAAACAGUAACAGAGAUAAAGGGCAACCUUGUCUGGUUCCCCGGUAUAUCCGGAAUCCCUCUGAUAGACAUCUGUUUACCCGUCCCCACGCUGUAGGCCUGCCAUAUAACAGCUACACCCAAGCUAUGAAACUAUCCCCCAACCCAAACCUCUCUAGUACCUCCCACAGCUACUCCCACUCAAUACUACUAAAUGCCUUAGCGGUAUCCAGGGAACAGAUGGCCCUACCGCAUGGGUUGUCCACUGGAAUCUGCAUAUUAAGAUAUAGACAUCUGAUAUUAACCGCCGUGGACCUAUCUGUCAAAAAUCCAGACUGAUCCAUAUGUAUAAUGAAGGAUAUGACCGUAGAGAGGCGCAUAGCCAGCACUUUAGCCAAUAUCUUUAUGUCUGUGGGCAACAAUGAUAUAGGUCGGUAUGAAUCCAGGAGGAGAGAACAACUAUAAUAGCCUCCUGCAUGGAUGCCAGAAGCGCCCCUUCUCCGAGGUCUCCUGAUAAACCUUCAGCAACUGAGGUAGUAAAAUAUCUCCAAACUUCUUAUAAAUUUCUACCAGCAGCACAUCAGUACCCGGUGAUUUAUUAUUAGCCAUGGAAGAUACUGCUUCCUCAAUUUCUAUCAGUUGUAGCGGACCAUUAAGGUACGUUCUAUCUGAAUUUGACAGGCUAGGCAAGGGUACCCCACGUAAAUAUGAUGCUAUGUCAUCCCUAUUACAACCUAUACGUGACUGAUACAAAUCGGCAUAAAAGGAGCCAGACAGACACUAUUGCCUAGCUAUACACAAUUUCCGUUCCAUCCACCCCUGUAAAGCAGUGACAUAUGCCGACGUGGACUGUGCCCUAGCCACAAGGGCUAGUGUGUGGCCUGCCUUCUCCACCUCAUCAUAAUACUGUCGCUGAAAGGAUUGCUUUGGGCGGGCAAAUUCCACAACAUGUGAGUUAUAUGCAUCCUGUGCCUCCUUCCAGACAGAUAAAGACAGCUGAUCGCCCUUCUCCACAAAGUUUGCCUCUGUCACCCCAAUCUGGUCUCCAAACUGUCGAAUUUUAAGCUUGGCUCUACUAAUUCCCUGAAUGAGCACCCCCCUUAGGCAAGACCUCAUGGCGUCCCAUACCACACCGCCCGCGGCUGAGCCUGCAUUCAGAUUUAAAUACUCCUGGAUAGUAGAACUAAUAUAUGAACAGUCAAUUACCUGUAACCAGAAGGAAUUAAAUGUCCAUAGCCGUUGAGAGAUGGGAACCACGGGUGAGGCGGGCAGACGCAGGAGCAAAGGGAAAUGGUCAGACAAAGCUCUAGCCAAGUACUUCACCUCCACCACCUGUCUGCCCACUAACUCAGAUCCCAGCGCCAGAUCAAUGCAUCAUAAAGCCUUGUGCAAUCUGGUAUAGCAAGAGAACAUGCGUACAUUGGGAUGUCAGGUGCGCCACAAAUCUAUCAGAGCCACCUCCUCCAACAAUCUACCAAAGGCUGAUACAGGACCAUCGGUAUCCGCCCGUGGCCCCCCAUAUCUAUCCCAGCAGGGUUACCAUUAAUAAAUGUCAAGGCACCUCUUAACGUCACACUACUAUAAGGUGGAGGUAUAUCGAUACUAACAGAUAUUCCUAUGUGAAGAUAGUACAGUGUAUGCAAAUAAAGCGACCUUCGGGGUCCAUACUGGACGACUGAACCUUGAAGGGAAUUGAUUAAUGGACCAGGAUGCUAGACCCUCGGGAAUAGCUAGAUAACACUGAGUGGAAAGUAGGACCCAUCCAUGACCUAUGGAAUGCCUGUGCGCCCUCCUUAGUAAAAUGGAUUUCUUGCAAACAUACAAUAGCGUGGCAAUACGGGCGCAGAUAAUCCAUUAUGGUCACCCAAGUCACGCACAUUCCAGCUCACAAUAUUAAAUACAUUAGCCAUACUUAGACAUCAGAACUAUGACUUACUGUAGCUGAUAACAUAAUAUAAUAGGAGCAUUGUAGAUGGAAUCCAUACAAUGACCGUGCAGUACCAAUAAGCAGGCAUGACAAUAUGGAGGUUGGUGCAGCAGGGGCUAAGGAGACAGUUGUGGCAUAGGAGGAGGGGUCCAUAUCCCCCAGAGUGUAGAGCCAAUCUUAAAAGAUGUCAGAUACAGAGCAUCAAUACGGACAUGCUAUAAAAAGUCCCCUAAAAAAAAGAGAACAAAAACAAAAACAGAACCAAAAAAUCGUGACUGCAUUAUAGCAUCCAACAUGCCGAGGCACAAGUCCUCCUUAAAACUGGACAUAUAAGCAACGUUUCAAACUUUCUACUGCUUCUGAGCGGGAUUGUCCCCCGCCAUAAAAGGAUACACGUGCUCCGUGGGCAGUUCAGUAGUAGAACAUUAGAAGGGUAACCUCCCAACAGGUCGCUCAGUGAUAACCGAGGGUACAAACUUGACAUAAACAGAUGUCCAUCAUCUCUCCUCCUGUCGCAGCUGACGUUCAUGCUGGUCAAUCCACGAGGCUGCAUCUUACGGUGUAGUGAAGAAAUAAACAGAUCCCAGAGCAGCCAUUCGCAGACAUGCUGGGUACAUCAUAGAAUAGGACACUUGCAAGGAACAAAGUCGCCACUUGACAUCCAAGAACUGGCUCUGCUUUUUUUGGACCUCUGAGGAAAAGUCCUGAAAGAAUUGUUUGCCCAUUAAUGGUGAUGGCAGGGCGGUUUUUGGCUGCCCGUAAAAUGGCAUCCCGGUCUCUGCAAUGAAGUAAUUUAAUCAGAAGGGGUCGUGAAGGCCAUCCCAGUGGCAGCGCUCUGGUUGGGACUCGAUGCGCCUGUUCCACCGCAUAUAGUGGGGAAAGCACCUCAGUGCCGAAAACUUCUUUAAGCCAGCUUUCAAAGUAGGACAUAGGAUCCCCAGGGAUCAUACAUUGUUGCGUCUAAGGCGGUUCUCUAGAUCGUCAGUCUUGGUGAUGAAUGUUGAGAUCUGCUGUUCAUGGGUGCAGGAUGCCCUGGUUAGAGGAGCUAACUCACACCGCUGCUGCUCACAUCCCGGUCAUCCCCCGGAAUACAAGCUUUACAUGUUGAGAACCUAAGCAGUGGGAUACUCUCUAGAUCCUUCAGAAGACAACCCCAUUUGGAGGUGACUCUAGAGACAAUCACUGGUUAAUAGGGUUUAUUUCUUAUGGGUUGUUUGCUAUGUCCCCUACAAGACCUUAGUGAUGAUAUGUCCUGCCUGUGUGUACAAGGAAAAUGACAGUGAUUUUAGAAUAAUACGUUUUGUAUAGAUAGCGAGUGUGACUUGAGAUGAUAUUUUUAUGGGGCAACCCAAGAAACCCAAGUCCAAUACUCUUUCCUUUCUAUUACUCCUCCAAAAUGGUAUUGGAUUCCUUGGUUUCUUAACUGGAGGCAGAUCAGCCUACUUUUUUUAAAUGUCUUCUUGACAUAGGUUUAUACCGGUAAAAAGUAUUCAAAGAUGUUGUUCCUAAUAAAUAAGUACGUUAAUUUUUCAGGUGACACCUUGAAUUUCUAAGGUAUUGUACAUUAAGUGUAUACUAGGCCAAACUUGAUUAUUUUAAAUUAAAUGGCUUGUCCAUCUUUAAAAAAAAAA
This is a messenger RNA of Bufo gargarizans (Asiatic toad), 6704 nucleotides long. It is a transcript of the gene LDB2, whose product is annotated as LIM domain binding 2. Gene Ontology annotation, molecular function: LIM domain binding. The record is from RefSeq and is a predicted model, not a curated record. The transcript is spliced from 9 exons. Lineage: Eukaryota; Metazoa; Chordata; Amphibia; Anura; Bufonidae. Gene Ontology annotation, cellular component: nucleus; transcription regulator complex. The coding region runs from base 232 to 1413 and encodes 393 amino acids. Gene Ontology annotation, biological process: nervous system development; negative regulation of transcription by RNA polymerase II; positive regulation of transcription by RNA polymerase II.